Brassicogethes aeneus is the source of this 3415-nucleotide messenger RNA. The record is from the annotation of a GenBank genome assembly. NCBI's taxonomy places the organism in Eukaryota, Metazoa, Arthropoda, Insecta, Coleoptera, Nitidulidae.
CCUUACUUCACUUCUUUUAUUAGAUAGGUUAUGUUUUGUGGUUGUCUGGAAAAUGUUUACUUUGCGUAAAAACAUUAUUUUUAUGAAUAUUUAAGAACUAUAACUUAUAGGACUAAUAUUAAGUGAAUCUAUUUAUAUUAAAUUGCUAAAGAAUUCAUUAAUAUGGAAGGAGACGACGAAAAUUCUGUGGUUGAAUGGUUUAAUGAAGCUAGUUCAUGUACAGACGGUCAGGAAAAACUUAAAUUAUUUUGUAAAAUACAGGAGUUUUUAAUUCACAGGCAUCCCAAUUUAUUACCCAAAUAUUUGCAAAAUGUAUUGAAUUUUACUACUGAUAAAAAUCAGGAUAUUAAGAAAGCACUCGUCGGUUUUAUUGAGGAACUAUGCAAGGUUCGUGAAUCAUUAUUACCAAAAGUAAUGUUAAGUUUACAUUUACUGUUAUGUGAUGAAUCUAUAACUGUGCAGAAGAGGGUUAUACAAGCUGCCAUAACAAUUUAUAGAAAAACUUUAGCAUGGCUAUGCAGAGCCACUAAUAGUACAGAUGAAAUGGAAGCUGCCUGGAAACAACUAAACACAAUCAAAUUGGAAAUAGCCAACAUGAUUGAUAGUGACAAUGAUGGCAUCCGUACUAGCUCUGUGAAAUUUCUGGAGUGUGUUAUUUUGCUGCAAACCUAUCCUGAUGAAGUGGAUAAUAAGAGGGAAAAUGAUUUUUCUCUAGAUGAUGUUCCACUGACUUUAAAAAUCGCCAGAAGGAGGAAGUUGGAGGAAGAAGCAAGUAAUCUAUUUGAAGUGCUGGUGAAAUUUCACGGUUCCCCUCACAUCAGUAGUGCCAAUUUAUUGGCUUGCAUAGGAGUGCUAAGAAAUUUAGCCAAAGUAAGAGCAGAAUUCAUGGGUAGAGUUGUAGGUGCUAUAGAAUCUUUGUACAACAACCUACCACCAACCUUGAGUACCACCCAAGUGAAUGCUGUCAAGAAGAAGUUGAAAUCUGAACUUUUGGGGCUUAUUAAGCAUCCUGCUGCCUUUGAUUACGUUGGCAAAAUAACGCCAAUACUUCUAGAGUUGGGUUGUAGCCAAUCCGAUAUUACCAAGGCUACAUCGAAACCCGAGGAUAGAAAGAAGUACACCAAAAGAACGCUUUCAGCUGAGUCUUCGGUUCAGUCGGCUGCUAAGAAACCCAAGUUGGACACCAACUAUGAUUAUGAAGAUGCCAAUGAAAUAGGGGUGGCUUUGACGCCCAUAGAAACCAAUGAGCAGUUUGUGAAUGAGAAUUUAAGUGUGGAUAAGGCUGUGUAUCUCAUGAUGACGUCGAUUCCAAAGUUACCCAGUACAAUGCCACAGGAUUUUGCCAAAGUCUACAACAAAUACGUGCAUAGUGGCAGAAUAGGAAAGGCGCAUUGCGUGCACUUACUGGCAAAACAACUUUUGGACAACAGGUUGGGACCCGGAGGAAAGAUGGAGCCACCUCCACAAAAAGAAAAAGAACCGGAAGUCAUUAGCAAAAAACGCGAGCGAGAAGUAGACGAGGAAGAUAAACAGCUGGAAAAAGAGAAAGAGAAGGUGGCAAAGAAAGAAAAAGUUAAAGUUGUGAAAAUUAAAACUCUAAAACUAUCCGAAAUCACCAAACCAAUGGACAAGGAAACCAAGGAGAAUCUGUUGAUUGCUUCCGUUAAAAGAAUGCUGUUGAGCGAAAAAUUCGCGUUGAAGAGUGUCUAUCAAAAGGUUGUCACCACUUUUGCUGCAAGUUUUAGCCCAGUUGUCAGGGAUACCGUUCUAAGUCACUUGUUGGCUGAUCUUAGAUCCAAUGUGGAUUUGGCUUUGUCAUUGCUGUUUGAAGAAUAUAGCAUCAUGCAGGGUUUCGCAAGGGUUCCACCUCUUAGAAAAGGCUCGAGGCCAGAUCAAAGCUACAAUAAACUCCUUUGCAUUUUCAUAUCAUCAUCGACACACGACGCUCUAAUAAUCUCGCGGUUACUACUGGAAGCCCCUCUAAUAACAGAAGAAGCCAUGUUGCAAAUAAAAGAGAUAUGUCGAGACGAAAACAAAAGCGGAUGGGCUCUAGGUCUACUCCGCGACUUAACCUUGAGAAAACCGCCUAAACAAUUAACCUUUUUGAACGCCUUACUCUCAUACACCACUUAUGAUUCUCCGGUGGUAAGGGAGAACGCUAUUGGGCAUGUCUUGGACUUGCACAAGAGACCGGAGUUGAGCAUGAUAAUCGAGGAGUUCGCCAGGAUGAACCUGGAGUUCCUCAAGCUGCAGAGACCGCCGGACUCCUUGAGCGGCCACGACCAGGGCCGGCUCAAGGCCGAAUCGUGGGGCGACGAUUACAUCAAGGCCUGCUUGGUGCCUUACGUGUCUCUCCUACCGGCAAACGAAAGCCUUGUGCACGAUCUCGCGAAAAUUUACAUAGCGACCAAUGCUGACAUAAAGAGGGUCAUUUUGAGGUUGAUCGAGGGGCCCGUCAAAUCCAUGGGGAUGGAGUCUCCGGAGCUGCUGAAGCUGGUCGAAGAGUGCCCGAAGGGAUCCGAAACUCUGGUGACCAGAGUUAUACACAUUUUGACGGAUAAAGCGCCCCCUAGCUCCCAAUUGGUGCAACGCGUUAGGGAGUUGUACAACACCAGGGUUUCGGAUGUUAGAUUCCUAAUCCCUGUAUUGAACGGGUUAAGCAGGAAGGAGGUUAUUUCAGCGUUGCCGAAGUUGAUAAAGUUGAACCCUAUCGUGGUUAAAGAGGUUUUUAAUAGAUUGUUGGGGCAACACGGCGAGAGUCCAAUAACACCAACGGAGUUGCUUGUGUCUUUGCAUCUAAUUGAUGCCAGUAAAGCGGAUUUGAAGACUGUUAUAAAAGCUACGUCCAUGUGUUUGCAAGAAAAACAGGUUUUCACUCAAGAAGUAUUGGCUGUGGUCCUACAACAACUCAUGGAACAAACUCCUUUACCAACUUUGUUAAUGAGAACGGUUAUACAAGCUUUAGGUAGCUACCCUAGGCUAUCUGGAUUUGUAAUGAACAUACUACAAAGAUUAAUACUAAAACAGGUGUGGAAAAACAAGGUUGUCUGGGAAGGUUUCGUGAAGUGCUGUCAAAGAACCAUACCUCAAAGUUUUACCGUUCUGAUGCAACUUCCACCACUCCAACUCACCGACGCUAUUAAGAUGAGUGCUGAUUUAAAAGACCCUCUUAAAGAGCAUUUACUGCAGUUUACUGAGGCACAAAGAGCUCACAUUCCAGCGGCCGUGCAGGAAAUCGUUUUGGGCACGUACAAACCUCAGCCCGUCCCUGCACCUUUGCCCGCCGAAAUGCCUGCAUCUCAACCGGAUUUUGCUGUUAUAACAUCUCCGCCACCUGUUAGCGUGGCUGUCUUGGGUUCCGAACCCCUCCCCCCUGGAAUGGAAUAACAAAAUAAAAUAUCUUUUGUAUGAAUAG